CUGUUUUAUACCGGCUUUUACAACCUAAAAUAUGGGAGGGAGCCUGGAUGGGCGCGACAGGCUAGUCCCGCCGCUCUUCGGGACAGGCCGCGGCCUGGAGCCGCGGCUCAACCCCCGCCCGGGGAGUGUCAGCAGCCGAGGGGGUCCCGGGGGCUGCGGAGUGACAGGGGGAGGUGUCGGCCCCGGGACCUUGGCCGCGGCGCCCCGGCAGCCUCGGGAAACAUUUUAUCCCGGGAGGUUCCGUUCGGUCCCGUCACGGCGUUUCCCGGGGGCGAUUGUGGGGCCGGGGGUGGAUGCUAAAACAACCGCCUGGCAGCUGCGGCCUCCCGGGUGGCGAGAGUCGGUGCUUCCGAGCUCAAACGCAAGGCUGUAAACUCUCUUUGAGUCCCAUCGGCAUCUAAAAAAGCACAUCCGGGGAAAAAAAAAAAGGACUUUAAAAUUUUUUUUUGCUUUUAACAAGCGCAUGUGAUGGAUAAGUACUUGUCACCGUCUGUCUCACAUUUGCAAUAACUACAGCAAAACCCAAGAACUUUCUCAGUUUUCUCUGUUAACAAUAAAGAUACACCCAGACCAGAUGGUCCUUUGCAAAACUAUUUAAAUGUUUGGUGCAAAUCGUUAUGUCUUGGUAGAAGCAGAAGUCCCCUUGAGCACCCCAGGGAAUGCGCCAAAGGUUGGUUUGGCUUUACUGUAGACUUUAAUUACAGCUGUAAUCCUAACAAGUGGUGCUAAUUGAGGCCACUAGCCCUAUUCCUGCCAUGGAGAGAAGCUGCUCCGGGCUCAUCUGCAGAUUGCUGCUGACAGCAGAUCCCAAGAUAACUCUGUUUUCUGACAGAAAAAUGAAAUUUGGCCAAAUUUCUACUCCCUCUUCAGGAUCCUGAGAGAUGCCUCGUCCUCCGCUCAUGAUCGUGUGACAGAUAAACCCUCUCGUGCUGCAGUACAGCCAUUGAUUGGUUUGGGUCCCCACAACGCCAAGAAGAAACAAGACCUAGAUAAACUUUAUGACCUAAAAGCUAAAGCCCAACAGAUUAUGAACCAGUUUGGCCCAUCGACCUUGAUCAACCUCUCCAACUUCUCUUCUGGAAAGCCCGAACCCGCCAGCACCCCCCCGCAGAGCUCCAUGGCCAACAGCACCGUUGUGGCAAAGAUGCCAGGGACGCCGAGCGGAGGGGGACGGCUCAGUCCUGAGAGCAACCAGGUUUUAACAAAGAAGAAAUUGCAGGACCUGGUGCGGGAGGUGGAUCCGAAUGAGCAGCUGGAUGAAGAUGUGGAGGAAAUGCUGUUGCAGAUCGCUGACGAUUUCAUCGAGAGCGUGGUGACAGCAGCCUGUCAGCUUGCGCGGCAUCGCAAGUCGAACACCCUGGAAGUGAAAGAUGUCCAGUUGCAUCUCGAGCGUCAGUGGAACAUGUGGAUCCCAGGCUUCGGUUCUGAAGAAAUCCGGCCCUACAAAAAAGCCUGCACUACAGAAGCUCACAAACAGAGAAUGGCACUGAUUCGCAAAACUACCAAGAAAUAGCUCCCGGGAAGAGCCAGGAGAAGAUGCCUCUGUGUUUUGGGAUGUCUGCCUCUCCACGAUGCCAUCCAUGGGAUAUUUUUUUUUUAAUGCUUUACAGAGAAGCAUAUAUUUUUUAUUAAUGGUGCAGCAAUAUCUUAACUUGAUGAUGAGAUCUGCCAAAAAUAUUCUACACACUCUUCCUCAUCCCCCUCUAAGACCACAAUGCAAAACAAAGACUUUUUAUUUGUGACUUGAAAGUGGUUUAUUGUGUAAGUGAUCAUCCAAGGGAGAGAGUGUUUGAUCUUGUGUGGGACAGUAUUAGAAGCAUCUGUAGAGGUUUUUGUUUCCUCCUUCCUGCCCUGACCUGCCCCAGUACUUUGUAAUGUCAGUGUUUAUAUAAAUACCUGCAUUUGUUUUACAUGAAUAAAGAAAUUAUUAAUCUAAAA
Molecule: messenger RNA, 1938 nt
Organism: Columba livia (rock pigeon)
Lineage: Eukaryota; Metazoa; Chordata; Aves; Columbiformes; Columbidae
Gene: TAF12
Product: TATA-box binding protein associated factor 12
Exons: 6
Coding region: 1028-1513 (161 amino acids)
Biological process (GO): RNA polymerase II preinitiation complex assembly; DNA-templated transcription initiation
Cellular component (GO): SLIK (SAGA-like) complex; SAGA complex; transcription factor TFIID complex
Molecular function (GO): protein heterodimerization activity; DNA binding; TBP-class protein binding
Source: RefSeq, a predicted model, not a curated record